Messenger RNA from Passer domesticus (house sparrow), 9467 nucleotides. RefSeq names its product Rho guanine nucleotide exchange factor 5 (gene ARHGEF5). Gene Ontology annotation, molecular function: protein binding; guanyl-nucleotide exchange factor activity. The transcript has 15 exons. Gene Ontology annotation, biological process: intracellular signal transduction; activation of GTPase activity. Gene Ontology annotation, cellular component: nucleus; cytoplasm. Lineage: Eukaryota; Metazoa; Chordata; Aves; Passeriformes; Passeridae. The record is from RefSeq and is a predicted model, not a curated record. Bases 313 to 5499 code for a protein of 1728 amino acids.
GUGGCCGGCCGGGGCCAGGAGCAGGAGCGCGGCCAGAGCCGCCGUGUCCGCCGCGGCCCCUCGGCCGCCCUGCCCUGCCCUGCCCCGCCGCGGUGCCGUCGGAGCGCGGCCGCCGGCCCCGCACGCCAAUCAGGGCGGCCCGCCUGCCUUCCUGUAGGUGUGCCCGGCUCACCUGGAGCCGCGCUCGGCACUCAUGACAUACCUGCGGCCCCGCGCAGGGCGGCGGCGAGGCGGCGGCCGAGGGGCGCCGGGGGGGGUCACCGCUGGCCCCGGCCCCGCGAUGUGAGCCCAGCGCAGCAGGAUGUGUCACUGAUGGAGUCUGAAGAAACCAGUGAGGGAGCUACCACUCCCCCACGAGCCAGCAGCAUCACUGGGGAAGCCUGGGAUUCUUCAGCCGUGGAAGGAGAGCAUCAUGCCACUCACACAGCAGCCGAAAUGAGCACCAGCUCAUCUAACUCUGCAAAAGGACCAGAGCUCAGCACGCCCAAGGACUGCCUUGCUGCUCCAGGGAAAGCAGCAGAGAUGCUGGGCAGGCCCUCUAACUCUAUGCAAAAAGUGCCAGCAGGACUGGAACAAGCCCAAGGGGAUACAGAGCCUCAAAAGGGACUCUCAGAACUGGAAGGAGAAAUGCUUUUAGAGGAGGGUGGACUGGAUUAUUCGCUGAAACUUAGGCAAUUGGAACUGGUUGACCUGGAAACCAACCAGGACCCUUCCUCUCACAGUAGAUUCCAGGAUGAGCCAGCCCCUGGCAGCCCCAUCCUGCAGGCUGUGAAGCUCAGCACUGAGUUUCCUCAGUGCCAGGCAGAACUGGCUUUUCAUGGUUCAGACCCUCAGGCCCAGGAAACUAAAUCCCCUUUGGCUGAUGCCAUUUCCUCUCAGAGAGAGACACCUAAGUGCUUUUUGGUGUGUAAAACUGUUUCAGAAGGACAUUAUAAGGCUGAACCCUUUCUGGAUAACAUCUGCAAGGAUUCUUUGCAGGAGGUUGAUGCUGGUGCAGAGCAGGAGCAAAGCACCAAAAAGUUGGCACCAGCACCUGAUGAGCAGCCUACCUCAGAGGGAGCAGUAGAACCUUACACUAAAGCUAAACCUUACACUUCCAAAGAUGUUCAGGAAAGCUUAAGAGCACCCCAGGGUUUGGAAAAGAAUACAGAAUCUUCCUCUUUCCAUCAGUUGUCUUCCACCUUGACAUGUGACAGCCAAAUGAGUUCACUACAAGCAGAAGGAAACAACUCACCUGGUGAAACAGGGAAUACCAGCAUGGUCAAAGACCAGGGAAUGGUUCCAAAAGAGACCUCAUCUGCUUCCAAAUGCCUUCAUCUAGAAGAUGAUAGCAGCAAAACUGAGGGCAGACCUUCAGCAGAGAGUGCUUUCCAAGGAAAGAGUGCUUCUAAAAGGACAGAGGAAGUGGCGUGGCAUAAGGAGCCAGCUUGGGAGGAGGCAGUGUCUGAACUUCAGCAAGAAGAGGAGGAGGAAGAGUGCAAAGAGCAGAAUCUGCCAGAAGAAGGCAAACCUUUGGAGCUCAAAGAUCAGAAAAGCAAGGAACAAAAUGAGCAGGAGCAACUGCAGAGAGAAGAGCUCAGACUGGGGGAAGAGCUGAAACUAGAGGCUCUAUCAUCAGCUUUUGGGUCAGAGAUACCUUCUGUUUCCAGGCAUAAUGUGGAUGUGUGUGGUUUGGAGAAUGCUUCCUUGUCUGAGCAAACAGGAUCAGUAUUUCCUCCUGGGGAACUUGUCUCUGUGGAUCAGAAUCCUGGUGAGGACGUGCUGCUGAAAGCUCAUGUCACAGAAGCAGGUUCUGGAUGUCAGUCACCUGCUGUUGGUCCUCUGUCCUCAAAUAACCGCAACCCAGGGGGGGAAACUCCACACAUGUGCCAUGUCUCUGACCAAGCAGAAGACCUGGAGGAUUCUGGCCGCUUUUCCAUCGGUGGUCAGGAUAUUGGAGAAACUCACUGGGAUGGUAAGACACGAUUGAGCAGAGAGAAUGAGCACAGUGAUGGUCAUGGAAAAGCUGUCCAGAGGUUUGAUAAAAGUGAUGCAUCACUCUGUGGAGGGGUGACAGCACCUUUCAGUGCAGAGAACCCAGAGUCUCUUGUUCCAGCACACCCUUCCUCUGGUACCAGUAACUUGGAGCCACCUGAUCCCAUAGAUCUUAAUCCUAUAACAGGAAAAGCUGAGCUUUGGGACUUCAUUCCAGCUUCCCCCUCAGAGAUCACCUCAGUGGUGUCAGCAUCUGUUCCAGAGCAGGAGGGUGCCAGAAUACCCUCUGUGACCCCCGAGCACUGUCCUGGUACCAGCCUGAACGAGCUGCCAGACUCUGCAGGGAAGCCACCCAACCAAGCUGCUCCUGCACAAGGGUGGGACCCAACACCAGCAGAAACCACUGUUGUAAGGACAGGUGCAAGGGAGGCCAAGACUUCCCAUGAACUCCUUACUUCUGAAGAAGGCUUUAAUGAGGACCUUAGUGAUCCAUCUUCUUUCUCUGUAAUGUACACAAGUUCCCUUCCUCUACAAGGAAACUUUCCUGGGGAUAGGACGUCUGUGGCUAGUAUUGCAGGACCUCUGGAAGUAUCCCAAACACCAGGAAGGACUUCCACUCCCCUGAGCCACCCAGAGACAAUUCACCAAAUCUCUCCCCAAAAAAGUGCCAUUAUACAUGGAAAAGAAAUGGCAGCAGAUGUGGAUCAUAAAGCACAAGUGCCUUUAUUUGAUAAGCCUGAUUGCAGUUUAUACCUAAAAGAGCCUGGAUCCAGAAUUUCCAGUGUCCUGAGCACCCUAACUUGGCCAUCCGAAGAUGAUACAGUCCUUGCUGUGAACCAGCAAGGACAACCUCUGUCCCCUGUGUCCCACUCAAGCCUACCUCUGGUGUCUGAGCCUGAUGCCAAACAGCUUCCUCACCCUCCUUCCCAUGUCCAAAGGCCCAGUCAAGCUCAGGCCCCUGCACUCCAUGCAAAUCACCUUGUUCCACCUCCAGCCCCUGAAGCUGACCAGCUGCUGGCUCCUGGACCGCACUCCAGGCCCCGCCUCAGAUGUGGGAUGGAUGAUGGUAAGCUGGGAGCCAUUCACACUGCUGCAAGCCGUCCUCUCCGGACUGCUACCUCUGCAAUUGAUGCCAACUCUGUAGCCUCUGCUUCUGAUGGAGAAAGUCUAGCAGAGAGAGACGACCUUGUUCCAGUGAGUGGAGAGUGGGAUCUUGGUGACUCAGGUCCCCAUGAUACAGAGACUUCUGAUGACUCAGGGGUCAGUUUGCUGAACAAAAGUUUUUUGGCUCUUGGAAACGAAAUGUUGGUUGGCUGCUCUGACACCAGCCCUGAAACAGCAGAUCACCACAUGGAUAUAGAGAGUGGAAAAUCCUCACCUGACCACCCUUCUUGGCCCUCAUUGGAAGGCCUGAUAACAUCCCCAGACUCCAAAAGCAGAGACUCUGCACUUCCAAUGCUUGCAUUCACCAAUCCUAUCCACUUCCUCCGUCUCAGCCCUCCAUUGCCGCUGACCACCAGAACAACCUGCCAGGACAAGGAGCUGCGAUGGGAGCAGCCCGCAGGUAGCUUCGGUGGGGACACAAAGAACAUCCAGGCUCCACUAGCAGUCACAGAGAAAACAGAAGGUGAGAGGAGGGUCAGGCAAAGGCUGGAAGGAGGAGAACACCAGCCAAAGGAAGAAAAGGCCAAACAUGCACCCUUGGAAAAAUCAUCAAGUUGGCCAGACAAAAAAACUAUUGGGGUAGCUGUGCAGGACCCAGCAGCCAAUCAAGAAAACCCAAUUAAAAGCCGAGUAAAAACCAAGGACUGGCAUCGUCAGGGCCUGAAGAGGAUGUCAGUACCACCAGACAUCUUGCAGCAGGUUUCUUCUGUUCCUUCAGAGGAAGAAGCUCACAAGGCACACAGGGAACCACCAGUCAGCUCAGAAACAGUUAUAAUGCGAGAGAAAAAAUCUGCAGACACAGCAGAGAACUUCAAGCGCCGGCACUCCAAACUGAUCAACUCCUCAAGAUUGCUGUAUCAGGAGUACAGUGAUGUGGCUCUGAACAAGGCCAUCCAAAGCCAGAAGAGGGUGGAUUAUCCAGAGGAUAUAGAGUCAAGUUUCCCAAGUUCCCCGAGGCUACGGAGGAAAGUGCUGUCUCCCCAGGACUCAUAUUUGCAACGUCUGUCAGUCUCAUCUAAUGCAUCCCUCUGGCAGGACAUCCCCAUGGUACGGGGCAGCAGAAUGCUGCUUAACAUGUCCCGUGAGGAACAGAGGCUGCAAGAGGCCAAGUUUGAGCUGAUAAUAUCUGAGGCUUCCUACCUGCGCAGUUUGAAUGUGGCAGUGGAUCACUUCCAGCGCUCGGCAGAGCUCCAGGCGAUGCUCACCAACCAGGAGCGCCAGUGGCUCUUCUCGCGCCUCUCCGAUGUGCGCGAUGUCAGUGCCAGUUUCCUCUUUGACUUGGAGGAGAAAUUUGAAGAGGACAUGUUCACCUUCCAUGUGUGCGACGUGGCUCUGAAACAUGCCCCCGACUUCCGCCGGGUGUAUCUGCCAUAUGUGACAAACCAGACCUAUCAGGAGCAAACCUUCCAGAGGUUACUAAAUGGAAAUGCAGGGUUCCAGCAAGUCCUGGAGAGACUGGAAAGUGAUCCAGUGUGCCAGCGCCUCUCACUUAAAUCCUUCCUCAUCCUCCCUUUCCAGCGCAUCACUCGACUCAAACUCCUCCUACAGAACAUCCUGAAAAGAACUCGGCCCGGGUCUAAGGAGGAAGUGCAAGCAACGCAGGCCUAUGAUGCACUUGAAAAGCUCAUCAAGGAUUGCAAUGAGAAUGUCCAGCGCAUGAAGAGCACUGAAGAGCUGAUCUACCUCAGCCAGAAGAUUGAAUUCGAGUGUAAGAUAUUCCCACUCAUCUCACAGUCAAGGCGACUUGUGAAGUGUGGUGAGUUGACAGCACUGGACUUCAACAACCUGAGUCCAAAAUGGAAAGUCACGACCCGGCCCAUCUACCUACACCUUUUCAAUGACUGUCUGCUCCUGUCUCGGCCCAAGGAGGGUGGACGUUUUGUUGUGUUUGACCAUGCUGCUUUCUCUUACGUGCGCGGGGAGAAGUGUGAGAUGAAACUCCACGGGGCAAACAAGAAUCUGUUCCGUCUCUUUCUGCUUCAGAAUAACCAGGGAAAAAGAGUGGAGUUCUUGUUUCGGACAGAGACACACAGUGAGAAGCUGAGGUGGAUCUCUGCUUUGGCUCCUCCGCGGGGAGAACCGGACCUCCUGGAAUGCCCUGAUGCACCACAGGUUCAGUGCAUAAAGACUUACAAGGCUCGGGAGAACGAUGAACUGGCUCUGGAGAAGGCAGAUAUCAUCAUGGUUAUGCAGUACAGCAAUGAUGGGUGGAUAGAAGGAGUAAAACUCUCAGACCGGGAGAGAGGCUGGUUCCCCUCGGAACACGUGGAAAACAUCUCCAGCAAACACGUACGGCAGAAGAACCUGAAGGAGGAGCAACGGGUGAAGAAUGCCAAGCAGCAGGUCUUCUGCAAGAAAUAAGACUCUGUUUGGACCUGUACAGUCUCCGUGCCAUGGGGAAACCAUGGCUUUUCCAUUGUGCCUCAGAAGAAAUGCCUCUGCAAAGAGCAUAAUACACAGCACUUUUCGCCAAAGAAAGCGGGAAUUCAAUCAGGAAAGACUUCCUCUGUGUCAGCAGGACUAUGGCAGCAAGAGGAAGGAUAAAGGUUGCAUGUAUUGCUUGCUUUGUGGUAGUAGGGAGGGACUUAAAUCGGACAGAGGUCUGGGGUCUGGACUUCUGGAAAUAUAUUCUGGGUUUUGCCACUGACAAGUUGCGGGACCUUAUGCAAGUCACUUCAGAGUUCUGCCUCAGUUUUGCCAUCUGCAAAAUGGGAGUAAACUUACCUACCUCACUGCAUGUUGUGAGGCUAAAUUCACUAGUAUUAGCAGCCGGAGAGCUUCGAGUUCCUGGGAAGGAAGGUGCUAAGUGCAAAGCACAACAGAGCUGAGGAGAAUAUUCUGUUUGAAUAUCCUCUGGAUACCUUCAUGGCGUUGAUCUCCAUAGUGUAAUUUCCAUUUUGGGCAAUUUAUGUAUUAGAUCAUGCAAGUCUACAGGGGUUUAGAUAGGCAAAUAUUUCAUUGUACCCAAAUGCUGUCAAAGAGUCCUUGACAGCAUUACAAAAUCUGUUGGAAUUAAGCAGAGUUUUCAGAAGACACUGUGAUGAUUUCCCCCACAUAAGAAGUAUCAUGCUGAGAAAUCUGCUUUACAAAGGUCACCUCUCUUCUGAGCAAGCAUCCCACCAAGCCAUCUGAACUGACUUUUUUUUUUUUUUACUCUGCCUCCCCCUGGAAGAUCAGUGACUUUUGACAAGGAUUUAUAUUUCAUGUUGGUACACGCCCCGUACAAAAUAACCAAGACUAGGCACAUGCAAUGAAGUGGCACUUUACUGCUGCUCUUACUCUGAUUGCUGAUGUGGUAUUGCAUGCACCAUUUUGCACACUUAUGGAGAACACCGAGAUAUUUAGCCACUGUAGAUAAAGGCAAAAUAUGCACCAGGGUCUUUGUUCUUUUAAGGACUCUCUGGUUUUAAGUCCAGUUUACAUGCAUUUGUGCAGAACCUGUCUAUUUGAGGAUAUGCCUUCAAGUGUAAAAUACUGUUUCUGUGUUAAAGUGUUCAGCUCAGUCAAUGCAAGAUCAAGUUUAAGAAUCAACACACCAAAGAAAGCCACGUGUAGCCUCUUGCAUUUAAUAUAUUUGAAGAAUUAGUUACCUUUGUAUCUCCAGCUUUCUGUCUCUGUAACAUUCUGCCUUUAAAUCCCAUUUACAUUGUAUCUAGAAUAGCUUAUUAUGGCCUAUUUAUAUCAAUAAUUUUAGCUGGAUUAAAAGAAAAAAGUUGCUUUUAGUCCUAAUAAACUCAUGCACUUCUCCAGUUAAAAAGCUUUCUGCUUGCCUUGUUACUUAGGUUUUCCUCUCAAGUGUAAGUAAUUCAAUUUACUGAAUAUAUAUGCAGUAUUUUUUGUUAUAAUUUUCCUUUCUAAGUGACUGGUAAGUACAAACAGUUCUCUUUAGCAAAGGCAGUGAGGAAAGCUGGAUUUAUCCAGCCUUAAGGUUCUUCAGUAUUAUCCCCAGCCCUAGAGAGCUGAUGCUGCAGCUCUUCCACAGUGGUGUUACUCAUCCAUAACCGAAGUAAGCUGAAGGGAUGAACUACAGAAAAUGGGAGUCCAGCCCACUAGAGCAGAAGGACAGGACCCAGUUAUUCAAUUUGUAAUCUAUGGUCAGACAACAAUCUGCUAACACUUCCCCCCCACCCCCCAGAAGGACUGGAGCUGGUCUCGAGCUAAAAGCCAAAGCUGAGCUCUACCUCAGACUCACAGAAGGAAGGUUAUAAUCCUCCACAAGACCCAGAAUAUUGAGAUAUCCCAAAUGCCUGCUUUUCUCCGGCUGUCAUGAAUUUAUGCAGUUCCAAAUCCCCAGGAUUGUCAGUGUCAGGUGGGACACAGAACACUACCAUGGGAUCAGUUCAGCUGUGUAAGGUCAUCUCACACAGGCAGUUGAGGCAUCCCACAUCCACGUCAGCUUCCUCCAGGAGGAGCCAGCCAUACAUAUUGCCCUUCUAAAUUAGAAGUCAUGUUGUUCAACACCUCAGGUUGAGAGUUCUUUACUCUUUCAAAUUCUGCUCUUGAAGCAAGCAGUAGAUUGUUCAUUAGAGCCUCCCAAAGUGGUUUCUAUGCUAAAUUCUGUAUUGUUAAAAUUCCACUUGACAUGGGAAACUUCAAGGGUACUGUUGUCAUGAUUGACAGCAUUUCUAUACUCUUUUUAACUAGUUGGAUCAAAGGUUAACUUGUCCCUGUCACAGGUACAGCCUUUAUUUCCUGAUGUCAGGCUUUUGUAUGUUGAGGAUCAUUUCAAGGUCAGCUUAGCUUCUAAGAACAAGUGCUUAAACACCAGGUUACUUUGAUUUCUUACAUUUCAGACAGGCUGCAACGUCUCACUGUUUAGUUAAACUUUUAGCCCCAUCCUGCCACCAAAAUCCAUAAACAAAUCUACACUGAAACUGAUUGAUGUAUCUUUGAUUUGUAUAAACUUAAUUAAACUAGUACAAUAUCCCUCCCAACUGCACAUUCACAAUACAGGAAUCAAGUGAGCAGAGUGCAUACUGUGUCCUAUGACAGUCUUAAUUGUGCCACGAUUUCUCCCCAUGUUAUCUAGUGUGGAUUACCUGAUUUACCAGAAAAUCAAUAUUAAACAGAAGCAUAGCAUAUGUCAUGCAAAUCCCAACACUUUCCUGCUAUUGGCCAAGAUUCUGUGAGAGGUGCCACUGUAUCUUCCCCAGGAACCUGUGGAGACUGACACAAAGUGUAUCUGGACAAAACAAAUUCAGGAUUUCUGGAAAAAAUAAAUAAUUACAGACAACCUUCAGAGGGCAGUUACACUAAUUUCUUUUUGUGAAAAGGACAGCAAUGAAGUACAAGCAUGAGCUGCAUGUACUCGUGUCAAGUUUUGUAGAGAAGCUGAGAAGUCAGGGUGUAUGUCUGAAAAUCAAAUUUUAUAAUGGCUGACAUUUUUCAUAUAAAGUAGUUUAAUAUAUGUAUGUGUGUGUAUAUAUAUAUAUAUAUAUCCAAAAAAACCCCAAAAACUGGUGCUGGAGACCUGUGUUGGUCCCUCCUCAAGGAAAAUAAAUGAAAGCAUUUUCCACAGUUCUUAUUAUUUUCACCAAAAAAAAGGUGAUAUUAGGACCAGAGUUCAGUAAAUAAACACAACCUUGCUCAGAAACUUUUGAAGCAGAUAGUGAUUUUUGUAUUUGCAUUUUUUUCUAAUAUUGAAGAGGUCCCAUGCCCCUGCAAGAUAUUGUGUCUUGUCAGCUGAAUCCUGUUAACAAAUUAAAUGCCAUUUUAGCCCCAACUUCUUGCAGCUGAUGGCUGAACCAGGUGCACCGUUAGACCAAUUAUACUGGCUCCAAAAUGUUGGCACAGAUCUUUCAGCUUACACUUGUUUAACCUGAUGAAACGAUUCAGGUGAAAACAUGUGCAAAAGCAAGGCCUCAGAAGCCAAAAGUGAAGCUUGAAAUAAAGACAGGAAUUUUGAGCCAAUAAACAGGAGGAGGAUGAAGGAUGUUCUGUUUUGGUGCAUCAGAACACAAGUCUCAUUCUUCAUGCAAGCAGUGCCUGGUGCUGCUCUCUUAGGAGCCUUCUUUUUACUAAAAAUUGUUAAGCAUUGAAAGGACACAAAUUACAGCGCCCACAAGUCAGGAAGUGCCAUUUGUUCCUUGCAGCCCCCAGCUGCUGAAGAACCAGAAGCUGCUGGACACCUAAAACAAAUGUGUUCCUGCCAGGCUACAGGAAAAGAACAGAAUCACAGAAUUCUUAGGGCUGGGAGGCACGUCUAGAGAUGGUCUAGUCAGAGUCAUCCAGAGCAUGUGACACAGUAACAAGACGAGAUGAGUUUGGAAUGUCCCCAGAGAGGGAGACAUCAUUCCCUCCCUAGGCAGCUAUUCCAGGGCUCUGCCAUU